Molecule: messenger RNA, 1832 nt
Organism: Radiomyces spectabilis
Lineage: Eukaryota; Fungi; Mucoromycota; Mucoromycetes; Mucorales; Radiomycetaceae
Product: methylenetetrahydrofolate reductase-domain-containing protein
Exons: 5
Coding region: 39-1832 (597 amino acids)
Biological process (GO): tetrahydrofolate interconversion
Cellular component (GO): cytosol
Molecular function (GO): FAD binding; methylenetetrahydrofolate reductase [NAD(P)H] activity
Source: RefSeq, a predicted model, not a curated record
CUUCACCGCGAUUUUCUCAGUCAAAGUAGUCGCUUCAUAUGAAGAUCAUCGAUAAAAUACACCAAGCCCAACGGGAAGACAGAUUUUUCUGGUCUUUUGAGUACUUUCCACCCAAGACAUCGGUGGGCUUACAUAAUCUGUACGAGCGUAUAGAACGAAUGCAGACUUUGGGGCCUGAAUUUAUUGAUGUGACAUGGGGUGCCGGUGGUUCCACCGCCGAACUGACAGUGGAUAUUGUGACGACAGCUCAAUCGGUGUAUGGACUGGAAACCAUGAUGCACUUGACAUGUACCAAUAUGUCACUGGACAAGAUUGACACGGCACUCAAGGCAGCGAAAGAGGGUGGGUGUCGAAAUAUCUUGGCACUUCGGGGCGAUCCACCCAAAGAUCGGUCUCCCGGGGCACGAGGCGAGGAUGCUCUUGAACAUGCAGAGGAUUUGGUUCGGUAUAUUCGAAAGAGCUAUGGUGAUUAUUUUUGUAUUGCUGUAGCGGGUCAUCCUGAAGGACAUCCCGAUAACCCGGAUAGACAAGACGAUUUACGUCGUCUUCGUGAUAAAGUGAACGCUGGCGCUGACUUUGUCAUUACGCAACUUUUCUUUGAUCCCUGCUUUUACAUCGAUUUUGUCAAGCGUUGCCGCGAGAUUGGAAUUGAUUGCCCUAUUUUGCCUGGCAUUUUUCCCAUCCAGAAUUAUCACGGCCUGCAGCGGAUUGUCGCUCUCAACCAAAAUCAUGUGCCGCAACGGAUAUGGGAUGCUUUAGAACCCAUCAAAAACGACGAUUACCUCGUCAAGGAAUAUGGUGUUGAUCUGGCCGUUCGUUUUAUCGAGGAGCUCAGAGAAACAGGGAUACCAGGCUUCCAUAUUUUUACCUUUAACCUUGAAAAAAGUUCCCGUCUUAUUCUUGAAAAGCUGCGCCUCGUACCACUUCUCGAAGAAAGAGGUACCUCUUUCUGGAAAUCCGUAAUAUGCGAUAAUGCGGCGCACCACAAUGUUUGGAUGAAUAAGAUACAGCAUUACAGACAAAUUGAAUCGUGGGACGAGUUUCCAAACGGACGAUGGGGAAACGCUUCUUCCGCUGCUUUUGGUGAACAGGAAAGCGGCUGGGGGGUAAGUUUAAAGUAUUCUCCGGAACAAUGUCGCAUGUGGUGGGGAGAACCGUAUCGAAUCGAUGAUGUGGCCGUUCUAUUUGCUCGGUACUGUCAAGGGUCGCUUCACAUGACACCGUGGAGUCAAGAAUCAUUGGCCGCCGAAAGUGAUACCAUUCGUCAACGGUUAGCCGCUCUGAACUUGCUGGGCUACUUGACCAUCAACUCCCAACCUGCGGUCAAUGGAGCGAAAAGUGACGAUCCGCGCUACGGCUGGGGCCCCAAAGACGGCUAUGUGUAUCAAAAAGCGUACCUAGAGUUCUUCGUAUCUCCGUCCAUGCUGGAUAAACUGAUUGAUAAAAUCAAAAUGUCCCCAUCCUCUUUCACAUAUUAUGCCGUCAAUCAACAGGGAGAUUGGCGAAGGAACACAAAGACAGAGACACCGAAUGUGGUGACGUGGGGAAUCUUUCCCGGGAAAGAAGUGAUCCAACCGACCAUGGUGGAUGCAACAGCCUUUGAUACAUGGAAAGAUGAAGCAUUUGCAUUAUGGCACGAAUGGGCUCAGAUUUACGACCGUCAGAGCGCUUCGUAUCAACUACUGAAUACUAUCGGUAACGAAUGGUAUUUGAUGAACAUUGUUCACAAUGAUUUUCCCAACACCAAAGGCAUUUGGGAUUUGUUUGAUUUUGAAAUCGAUGGUAUCAUAGCGCAAAAGUUGCAUGAACUAAAAGAGGAACACCUUUUGUAA